ACAGCCAGCACCACACAGACGUCCCUCGGCAGUUUAGUCGCCGGUCACUCGGCGGAAAACACAGAUACACUGACGUUCGUUUCCAAAGGACAGACCCGGACAAUGAAACUAUCUGAAGUACAUUUUAAAUAGAUUUAACGGCUGCGCCGACACUCGGGCCGCGCGCCGUUAGACGGAUUAACAGAUAGCUAAGUCAAUAGAUAGAUUUCGUAGGGAGAGGAGGAGAAAUCAGAGAGAGAAGAGGAGGAGAGAACCGAGACAAGGGGAGGACGGACGGACCGGAGAGGAAGGAGAGGAGGCUGGAGAAAACAGAGAAAAGGGAAGAUUUUUCAGGGGGGGAGUUUGGUGUUGUUUUCGGUCUCCUCUCCUUCUCCCGAUCUUCUCCAGACCAGCCCCUCAUAUCCUCGUCUCCUGGAGCAUUUAUGUCUGAUUUUAGGAGGCUUUAAAUGUUGAACUUGAUGGGUGUUUUAAACGCCACCGCCGCCAAUGUCUCCUGUACUUGUAACUGCAAGCGCUACACCUCCCCGAACAUGGAAAUCUCCCAGCUGGAAUUUGUCAAGAUCUUGGUGAUCGUGGUGGUCAUGAUGGUUAUGGUGGUGGUCAUCACCUGUCUGCUGAACCACUACCGCCUAUCAGCACGCUCCCUACUCUCCAGACACGCACCCACGCGGCGGAGACACCUGCCGCUGGCCAAUGAGGGAGGUCUGUGGUCCUCUGAGAGCACAGGGACAAACAGUGGUCUCAAUGAGCACCAGGUGUACAGCCCACGUCCUCCAGACAGAGGGGUUUCAUCCUACCUGCAGCGGGACCCGCAGCAGAACCAGACCCAACCGCAGCGCUUCCAGCACACGUAUGCCCCGAGUCGUUUCCAGCCGACGUACCCCUACCUGCCCCAAAGCCUCAUCGAUCUUCCUCCCACCAUCUCCCUCUCAGACGGCGAGGAGCCCCCGCCGUACCAAGGUCCUUGCACCCUGCAGCUCAGAGAUCCUGAGCAGCAGAUGGAGCUGAACCGCGAGUCGGUCAGAGCACCGCCCAACCGAACAGUGUUCGACUCCCACCCCCUGGACCCGUCCAACUCCUGCCUGCAAGCCAGACUGCAGGCCCCUCCCCCAAGCGUCCAUUCAGGCAUCAGUGUAUUGGAGGCCCAGGAGGCCUUGUCCCGGCAGCAGAAACAGGGCUCUGGAGGUGAAGGUGCUCCUCCGGCAUACAGCGAGGUGAUUGGACACUACUACCACCCGACAUCUCUGAACUCCAACCACCGGACUGUCUCGUCCUCACAGGCACCCCCUUCCUCGCUCAUACACGGCCUUCUCAGACCUCCGCCUCAACAGCAAGGAAGUGUGGACAACAGGAAUACAAGGAAUACAAAGGAGAAAUCCCAGAAGCCUCAGCAGGUGUGACAGGGUUGCAUCCUUCUCCCUGAUAACGUCAGCUUGCCUCUGGGGUUAUCAUCUGUGGGCUGUGUGGAAAGAUCACAUAAAAGGCCAACUCCGCUCUGUAUGGUUAAAGAACUGGUUAAUAUUAGUUAUGGUUCCAGCCGACGUGUGAUCAGUCUUUGUGUCCUCGUCUCACAGAUGGGACGAGAGCUGAGCAGCAGCAACACACACAGGCUUUUCAUUAGCUAAGAACACCUGGAAACCACAUCACAUCUGUAAAGCACAGCCACAGGAGAACAUCUGGUUCUUCUUGUCUCACAGCUUCCUACUUCCUGUUUGAGGAGCACUUCAGAUGAACACGUGAUGUUAGAGAGAGAAGGGGCAGAUGGUGGAAAAGAGGAAUACAGAAGCCAAUGAUUCUUCCUCACCCCUCCUGAAUCAGCCUAAUCUACACAGUCUUCAUUAUAAAUAUUUACUUGUUCUGUUUGUUACUAGAAGUCUUUGUGUUUGUUUGUCACUUCAGCGCCUGCGAAAAGCUUCAAUCGUUUUGGUUCCUUCAGGAUUUGUUUUAUUUUCUUGUGAUAAUCCAGCCCUUGAAAUCCCAUAUCUCAUUCUCGACCUCGCAACACAGCAUCGGCAGCAACUCCUGCGCCCAGCUUUGUUUUUAUCAGCGGGACACGUUAGCAUGCUAUUUUUCAUGUCCACAAAGAAUCUUAGAUUUAGUUAGCAUUGUCUUAAACCAGCCCACCAGUUAUAGCACACCGCUAACUGUCCUGAAGCUGAAAGCUCUGCCUUACAUUGACCACCUGCUGCAGAAGAUUUUAUGUUUUCUGAGGAGUGUUUGCACAAAGUCCUGACUAUUUGCAGACAAAAAAAAAAGAAAUCUGUAAUGUGAUGGAUAAAGAGAAAGGGUCGAGAAACUAGGGGUGUUUUUCUAAACUUGAUGCGUUCUUAAAGAUUUUUGUUUUUUCCUGUGUUUUAUUCGAUGUCUAGUUUUAGAAAAUGAGACAAACAUCAAUAAUCUGUUGGGUGCCAACUUUCACAUUGAACAUUUUUGCAUCAUACAUGUAACUUGUAUAUUCAAUACUUAUGGAGUAUGUGUAUAUAUAUAUAUAUAUAUAUAUAUACACACACACACAUACACAUGUAUGCAAAGCGAAAGAGGAAAGCACGCGUUAAGAAUUAUUUAUAUAAUUGCUGAAAAGAAUUGCACUAUUUUUUAGGAUGCCCAGAUGGAACGUAUGAGAGAGAUUUUGGUUGUGAAGGAGCUCUGUUUAUUGAGGUAUUAAAAGACAGCAAAGUGAAAAGACGGCGACUUACCACAGACCGACACGGUGCACUGCAGCUGCUAUCACAAACUGUUUAUGGGGGGAUCCUGACUUUGGUCCAACGGACUCAGACCAACCAUUUCUGUACCACUGAUUAAAAAAAAAAAUCUUUGGUUUAUGCAAAUGUCUGAGUCCUGCGAGCCACCCAAAAGUAGCAUCCAACCUGUGGGUCCAAUCAGAAACCUGUAGCUCUCUCUCUCUCAUCCUAUUGGCCGAAUCAUUAGCCAAUCCCAAAGCUGGCUGCUACUACCUCGACCAAACAAGCACAUCAGAGUUUGUCCACAUUAAUCAGACUUUGUCACAUUAAAGAAACGUCUGAGCUAAUCAAGACAAUGUGUAAUGUAGAAAUAAGUAGAGUAGGGUGUAGUUGAACUAGCUUCUUGUUUUAAAUACAGCUGUGUUAUUUUAUUUGAAUGUCAGAGUCUUUGUUCAGCAGGUGAGAAGAGAGAGACACCUAACGUCCCUCAUUGUAGUGCAUUACUCAGGAAUGAAGCCAGUCGCCCAACAGGCCCUUAAACAUCUGAUAACGCUGACUGUGCACCGCUGUGGUCACACAUGAACGCAUCAGACAGACAUUUGUCAUCACAUGCCUCCACUUUCUUUUAAAGUUGCAUCUCCUCUGUCUUUACAACACAAACAGUUACCUUGGUUAAGUUUCCCACUCUUGCAGGCAUCUCUGAGCACUUUAUCGGACCAGAAAAGAGACAACAAUCCUCUGUUCAGCCAGCAUCAGCUUCGCCUCACCGCCACACCACAGAACUCCAAAACUAGCGUACAACUCUAUACUUUUGUCCACAAGAUUCUUCAGUGUUUAAAGCUUCACUUUUAAAAGAUGCAAGGAGCCAUGUACCAAAGCUUUAGACAUAUUUCUGUUAGAAAAUAAACCUCAAUUGAAAUCAGAAUUAUAUUUUUAAUCUAGCCUGAGAUUUAAUGCCGACUUUAGACAUUUGCUCAUAGUUUGAACCAUUUUUUGUGUUUAAGUUUUGGGGCAAAACAAUUUGAGUGUUGACCGCCGCACAAGACAGGUUGUUGAAACUAGACACACUGAAGUGUUGACAAGUGACACGAGUGUUAAUAGCAGCAUGUCCUGUGUCAUGUCUCUAAAAGUGUAGAAAUAGCACAGUUUUAGCCCAUUGCAUGAGAUGCAGUUUGGCGACCUUCACCGGGACCCAACACAACUGCAGCCAAAACUCCUGAAGCUGACUUCACUUUGCAGCCUGAGGGGAGAGCCCGAGGCCAAAAAAAAGACAUUUUAUAAUCCAAUACGAGGAGUCUUUCUUUUUUUUUUUCCUUUCUUCUGUAAAUCACAGGCUUUAAAGAAAGCUCUGACAACCACACAUAACUUUUUAAAACAGAGUCAAGAAUAUAACCACAGGCAAUCGUUAGAAAUCCCAAAUGUUCAUGUAAAAUCACCUUCCUGUGGUUUGAGGGGAUUUUCUAAAUCCUCAAAGACUCGUUAACAAUUCAAACUGAAAAUAUAAAGUCUACUGCACAAUGAGAGCGAACUUGCUUUUUCCAAUAGAAAUUUGCGGAGAGGAAAGGUAAAUUUUACACAGGCUCCCUGUCAAGGUUGAUGAAAUUGGACGGGUGGAUUUUGCAGAAUCUUGUUGAACUGCAGCGAUCACAUACCUGCACCUCAGCUUUGCCUUUAUAAAGAUGAUAACUAUCCUUAGAGAAACCAUAGCAUACUAACCAAAGUCUAAAACUUCAUUUGAGUUUGUUGCUUUUCAUUGUUUUAUAAUCAUUUAUAAGUGAUAAAUAAGGUUUAGAAUAUUUGGUUUUGCAGCAGACUGAAUAUUUUAUUCAAAUUGGUAGAGGCUCUCAAACCGGAAAGUCCACAAUUUAAUUCCUGUCAUACAUAAAAAUACAUA
Melanotaenia boesemani (Boeseman's rainbowfish) is the source of this 4575-nucleotide messenger RNA. RefSeq names its product prostate transmembrane protein, androgen induced 1 (gene pmepa1). Gene Ontology annotation, molecular function: R-SMAD binding. The record is from RefSeq and is a predicted model, not a curated record. Lineage: Eukaryota; Metazoa; Chordata; Actinopteri; Atheriniformes; Melanotaeniidae. Gene Ontology annotation, biological process: negative regulation of transforming growth factor beta receptor signaling pathway. Gene Ontology annotation, cellular component: Golgi membrane; early endosome membrane. The coding region runs from base 447 to 1400 and encodes 317 amino acids. The transcript is spliced from 5 exons.